Trichomycterus rosablanca is the source of this 1778-nucleotide messenger RNA. RefSeq names its product DEP domain containing 7, paralog b (gene depdc7b). The transcript has 9 exons. Gene Ontology annotation, biological process: intracellular signal transduction. Lineage: Eukaryota; Metazoa; Chordata; Actinopteri; Siluriformes; Trichomycteridae. The record is from RefSeq and is a predicted model, not a curated record. Bases 13 to 1656 code for a protein of 547 amino acids.
GCAAGGAGAGAAAUGGCGUCUGUAAGAGAGCGAGCAGCUGCUUUAAAACUAAUGGGGAAAAUGUACAGCCCUAUGCACCCUCCUGUCGAGCAGCAAGUAGUCAAUAAACCAUGCCAGUCCAGCUUCAUCUGGAGCAAUCUCAUAGCUCACCUCCAGUCAGAGGUAAAGGUCAAGCGGCGACGCCACUUUCUCAAAUCGCACGACAAUUGCUUUGUAGGCUCUGAUGCAGUCACUGUAAUCCAAUCCUACAUCAACCAGGGCAAGAUUUUAGGGCAUGCCAAUGUGCCCAGAGCCAAAGCGGUGCGUGUGGGUCAGGCUCUUCUGGAUUGCAAAGUGUUUGAAGCAGUAGCAUCUAAAUCGUUUGGGAAAGAGAGCAAGGUGUCUGAAUUUCAGGAUAGUGACUGCAGCUUGUACAGAUUCCUGAGCACGCAUAACCCUGUGCUAAGUCAUGCUGAAAACACAUUCACCUCCCCUUGUCAACAGAGAAAAGCAGACAGCCAACACAGGGUGGUUGAUCCCUUUUUUUGCCACAGUACUCCAGUAAAACCGGGCCUCAUUAUGGAUAUCCUUAUGGAGGAGCUUGAUCUUAGCCCUAGCUUUCUUCAAACUGAGUGUCUGCCACAGUCAGUGGUCAAUCAGGUGUGGCAGGAGCAGACAGUUCAGAGGUUGCUGCAGUUGGUAGAGCUCCCACUGCUGGAUGGAGUGUUGGACUGCGGAGAGUGCGAGUUUCAAUUGCCUGGUGCUAACAAUAAUGAGUCUGACCUUCCAUACACCAGUAACUACCUGGACAGAGAAAUACUCAAGGCUUUUAAAGAGUCCCAAAGUGAUGAAUGGCUUGUGACAGCACUGGAGCUAUUAGAUUUUCUGCCAGAUAAGCAGGUUGUUGAGGUGAGCAGAGAGCUUCCCAACCUCUCACUAGAGGAGGAUGAGUAUUCUGAAGGACAUGGCCACUCCACACCCACAGGCAUUGAACAAUGCAAAUCACUGCUCUUUGAUGUUCUGACUAAACAUUAUGGACAGGCUAAUAUCCAGCCUCUUCUUCCUAGUGGUCUGAGUGAUGUCUACACUCACGUUACAGAACUUUUAGUAAAUGGGAAGUUUUCUGUGGCUCUGGAAGUGCUGCAGCUCUGUCUGAAGUUGCUUUCUGCUGCUAACAGAGAGGAGCUUUACAGGCUGCUGAGAUUCAUGUCAUUGGCUGCGGAUCCAGCACACUUUCGGCUUCACAAAGAGAUUGAGAAUCGGGUGAAUGUAAAGAAGAUAUUUAGCAGAGCUAUAAUACAAAGCAAAAAUCUUCCAAAGGGAAAACUGGAUUUGCUGCUGCUCUUUAUGCUAGAUAACUAUGAGGACAUUUUUAAGAUUCCAGGUUCUCUACACAAACUGGUCAGUGACAAACUGGAUGAUAUUGUGAAAAAGAAGGACCCCAACAUGCAAAGUACUGCAUUCUGCCAGCAAAUAUCCAGCAACGAGUACAGCGAUACUGUAAAAGAUCUAACAAAGAAUGAGUUGUUUGUGCUGCUCAGGAAUAUUGAUGAAAACACAAAAUAUUCGGUGAAAGAGAAAAGGCGUCUGCUGACGCAGUUCUACAAAGGUCAUCCUGAGAUUUUUGCUCAGUAUUUUGGGUCUAGACUGAGCACAAUCAGUUUAUUUGAUGUAUAGUUCUGUUUCCAAAAAAUGUGUUUAAAGAAUUGUGAAAUUUUAAAUAAAUGUUUUAUAUAAAUAUUAAGUAAUAAGACAGGGGAAAGUGUUUUAAAGAUUUAUAUGAUGCCAUGCCAACAUGU